Microthlaspi erraticum is the source of this 597-nucleotide messenger RNA. The record is from the annotation of a GenBank genome assembly. Lineage: Eukaryota; Viridiplantae; Streptophyta; Magnoliopsida; Brassicales; Brassicaceae.
AUGCCACAAAACUUCGUCCAAGAAGUGGAAGUUUUUGAAGUUUGGGGAAUAGACUUCAUGGAUCAUUUUCCUUCUUCUUAUGGGAACAAGUACAUUCUUGUUGCUGUUGACUAUGUGUCUAAAUGGGUAGAAGCCAUAGCCAGCCCUAGAAACGACUCCAAGGUUGUAAAGUUAUUCAACUCGAUCAUUGAUGUCUUUUGGAGCAUUUUGGAGCAUAUGGGACGUGAGGAACAUGGAGGGACUUGGCACAUGGACGCAGCUCAACUGAAUACGCAAAGGAAGAAGGAGGAAGUCAUCUUAAAGACCAGCUCGACCACCUACUCGACCAUCCGGGCGAGUUCCUCAGCCAAGCUUCAAUUCGAUCGAGCUGCAAACUCGAUCGAGUUGAAGCUUGGCCGGUCGAGUGGACGGUCGAGCUGGUCUUCAAGAUGGCUUCUCCCUUCUUCCUUUGCGUAUCCAGUUGAGCUGCUUCCAUGUGCCAAGUCCCUCCAUGCUCCUUAUGUCCCAUAUGCUCCAGAAUGCUCCAAAAGACCUAUUUCAAAGGACCAAACAUGCAUAUGUAUGCAAAUGCAACCUAAAACUAACAUGAAUGCAUAA